This is a messenger RNA of Cydia amplana, 1374 nucleotides long. Its product is annotated as trichohyalin-like. The transcript is spliced from 3 exons. The record is from RefSeq and is a predicted model, not a curated record. Bases 1 to 1374 code for a protein of 457 amino acids. NCBI's taxonomy places the organism in Eukaryota, Metazoa, Arthropoda, Insecta, Lepidoptera, Tortricidae. Gene Ontology annotation, cellular component: extracellular matrix.
AUGUUCUUUGUGCAGGCGCAUGGUGUGAUUGUGCUGGGCCUUGCGCUGUAUGCCCAGGGCCACGCCACCACGGAGAUAAACCUGAAGCAGGAGUUUGUACAUCACGGACAUCACGGUGAGCUCGGUCAUAUCGGAGCUCAGUCGCCAGAGCAUCAUGUGGAAUACGCUUGGGCGUAUCCGUCAUAUGAAUUCUCUUACAAGGUGAAUGACCCCCACACCCAUGACCACAAAGGUCAACAUGAGCAUAGACAUGGGGAUGAAGUGAGAGGCGAGUACUGGCUCCUGCAGCCAGAUGGCAAGACACGUACUGUCAAGUACCACUCCGACAAGCAUAAAGGAUUUCACGCUGACGUCCACUACUCAAAACAUCACGAACAUCGAGAGGAGCCUCGUAUUGAGGAGAUUCGUGCAGAAGAACCGCGUGUAGAGGAGCCUCGUAUAGAAAUUAUUAAACCAGUGAUAGAAAUCGUCGACGAAGAGCCCGAAAGGAAAAUAGAGGAAGCUGAACCUGCUGUAGUGGAAAAAGAGCCAGUAGCUGUUGUGGAAGAGCGUGAAGAAGAACGCCCCGAGCCUACGCACCACAAACCACAAAACCCAAUACAUAUAGAGUACUACGUUAAUAAAAAACUGCGAAAACAUCACGAAGAAUAUGAGAAACAUAAAGAGGCAGUGCAUGUUGAACCAGAGGAACACCAUGAAGAAGAGCAUCGCAUAGAAGAAACCGCCGGUGAUUCUGGCGAAGAAGCUCCCACUCAAGAGCAAGAGGAGCCUCGUAAACCAGUUCACAUCGAAAACUACUCGAUGAUUCACCAUCCUAUUCACAAUGAACAUCAUGGCCACGAAAAAUCAAUCCAUCAUGAAGGACGUGAGGAAGAACAACGCGGUCGAGAAGAACAACGCGGUCGAGAAGGACAACGCGGUCGAGAAGAACAACGCGGUCGAGAAGAACAACGCGGUCGAGAAGAACAACGUGGUCAAGAAGAACAGGAACAACGUGAUCGAGAAGAACAACGCAGUCGAGAGAAACAAUACGGUCGCAAAGAAUAUUAUGGUCACAAAGCACACCGAAGCCAGAACGAAGUUAAAAGCUGGGACGAACACCACAGUCAUGAAGAACUUGAACAUAAGGAUCUUCUGCCCAUGUUGAUGCGUCCAUUUAGGGUACCCCAUCACGAUUUUAAAGAGAAUCAUAAAUAUUCAGAAAAGUACAGACCUAUACGAAUUGAGGAGAGGUCCGACAAAAGAUAUGAACCACACGUUCAGCUCCAACGCAUGCACAAACCUAUCAUCGUCCCUGAAUAUGCCCGUCAUCCUCGGUACCACCGUGACAGUAAGAAAGUUACACGCAAUAGGAUCUCAAAGAAUGUGAGUUAG